Octopus sinensis (East Asian common octopus) is the source of this 4411-nucleotide messenger RNA. RefSeq names its product DNA-directed RNA polymerase III subunit RPC1. The coding region runs from base 150 to 4328 and encodes 1392 amino acids. Gene Ontology annotation, biological process: DNA-templated transcription. The transcript is spliced from 37 exons. NCBI's taxonomy places the organism in Eukaryota, Metazoa, Mollusca, Cephalopoda, Octopoda, Octopodidae. The record is from RefSeq and is a predicted model, not a curated record. Gene Ontology annotation, molecular function: DNA-directed RNA polymerase activity; DNA binding.
CAUGAAAUAAACAGCGUUUGAACUUCCGGCGAGAAGCGGAAGUUGUUAUUUCUCCAACACAUGUUUUAAUCGACGGCGUAAAUUGCGGCUUUUCUCUUCUUUAUUCUCGUGUUUUUCCUUUCGAGGUUCUUCAUAAGCUGAAAGGGAACAUGGUCAAAGUACAGUUUCGUGAAGCCGAUGUGGCUAAGAAAAUUAGCCACGUAACAUUCGGCCUGAUGAGUAAAAACCAGAUGCAACAAGCCUCUCAUAUUCACGUUGUUAGCAAAGAUUUGUAUAUCCAAGGAGCCAUUCGUAAACCUGUUGUUCAUGGUGUCUUGGAUCACAGAAUGGGUACCAGUGAGCGAGACAGCAACUGUGAGACGUGUGGAAAAUGUUUGGCUGAUUGCACAGGUCAUUUUGGUUACAUUGAUUUGGAACUCCCUGUCUUUCAUAUUGGAUACUUCAGAUCCAUCAUCACUAUUUUACAGAUGAUUUGUAAAACUUGCAGUCGUGUACUGUUGCCUGUGCAUGAGCGGUCAGCAUUUAUUGAUGCUGGUCGAAAUCCACACAUGACCUACUUGCAGCGUAAAAACCUGAAGAAAAAGAUAUUGACUCGAUGCAAAAAAAUUAACAAGUGUGUUUAUUGUUUCUCAUUUAAUGGUAUGGCUAAAAAGAUUGGAAUGUUAAAAAUUGCUCAUGACAAAUACAAAACUCCCAGGAAAGACUCUGAUCCAAUUAUCACAGAUUUCCUGUCAUCAUUUGAGUCCUGCAAAGAGUACAACAAAGAAAUAGAACCCUUAUUAUCAAAGACUCAGGAAAUUCUCACACCUUUAACUGUUUUGGACUUAUUUAAAAGAAUUCCAGAAGAGGAUAUUCCAUUACUUGUGAUGAACCCCGAAGUUGGUAAACCUGAGGAUUUAAUAUUGACACGAAUAAUGUGCCCUCCAUUGUGCAUUCGUCCAUCUGUGGUAUCUGAUUUAAAGUCUGGCACUAAUGAAGAUGAUAUAACAAUGAAAUUAACGGAGAUCAUUUUUAUGAAUAAUGUCAUUCAAAAACAUCGAGCCUCUGGGGCUAAAAUGCAAAUGAUAAUGGAAGAUUGGGACUUUCUCCAGUUGCAGGUGGCACUAUUAUAUAACAGUGAAACAUCAGGGAUUCCACUCCAUAUGCAACCCAAAAAAUUCACUCGAGGUUUUGUUCAGCGACUAAAAGGAAAACAAGGACGUUUUCGUGGAAAUUUGUCUGGAAAAAGAGUUGAUUUCUCUGGAAGAACUGUGAUAUCUCCUGAUCCAAAUAUGAGGAUUGAUCAGGUUUCUGUACCAGUACAUGUUGCAAAGAUUCUUACCUAUCCAGAGAGAGUAAACAAGGCUAAUAUUGUCAUGCUGAAAAAAAUGGUAACAAAUGGACCAGAUCAUCAUCCAGGGGCAAACUUCAUUGAGCAUCGAGGGACCAAAGUUAAAAAAUUCCUUCGCUAUGGAAAUCGUAUGAAAAUAGCUGGUGAGUUGAGAUUUGGUGAUAUUGUUGAGCGUCACAUGAUAGAUGGAGACAUUGUGCUUUUCAACCGACAACCUUCACUUCAUAAACUGAGUAUCCAAGCUUUUUUUGCCAAAGUCAUGCCUCACCGAACAUUCCGUUUUAAUGAGUGUUGCUGUGGACCUUUCAAUGCAGAUUUUGAUGGUGAUGAAAUGAACUUACAUCUACCACAGACAGAAGAAGCUAAGGCAGAAGCUUUAGUAUUAAUGGGGUCAAAAUCCAACAUUAUCACACCAAGAAAUGGAGAACCACUUAUUGCUGCCAUCCAAGAUUUCAUCACAGGUGGCUAUCUUAUAACCCAGAAGGAUGUCUUUUUUGAUCGGAGUCAUGCAUCACAGUUGAUUGCAUCUAUCUUAGCUUAUAAAGAUGAAAAUAUUAAAAUUGAUCUUCCAAUGCCUGCAAUUUUAAAACCUUGUCAACUGUGGACAGGGAAACAAAUAUUUAGUUUGCUGUUACGACCAAACAGUAGUUGUCCUGUGUUAGCCAAUCUAAGAACUAAAGGCAAGAACUAUUCUACUGGUGAAGAUUUAUGUUACAAUGAUUCUUUUAUUGUCAUCCGAAACAGUGAAUUACUCUGUGGUGCGAUGGACAAAGCCACGCUUGGCUCAGGUUCCAAAAACAAUAUUUUUUACGUGAUAUUACGAGACUAUGGAGAGUUACAUGCAUCCAUCACUUUGUCCAGACUUGCUAGACUCUGUCCAGCCUUCUUGUCUAAUCGUGGUUUUUCUAUUGGAAUUGGUGAUGUCACUCCUGGUCAAGGGUUAAUUAAUGCCAAAAAUCAGCUAUUACAUAAUGGUUACUCAAAAUGUGAUGGUUAUAUUAAUGAUUUGAAUGAAGGCAAACUCACCACUCAGCCAGGAUGUUCUGAAGAAGAAACACUUGAGGCUAUGAUCCUUAAAGAGUUAUCUUUGAUUCGAGACCAUGCUGGUAAAGCGUGUUUAAAAGAAUUGCACAAAAGUAACAGCCCUUUGAAUAUGGCCAUUUGUGGAUCAAAAGGUUCCUUCAUCAAUAUUUCUCAAAUGAUUGCUUGUGUUGGCCAGCAAGCUCUCGGUGGUAAAAGAGUCCCGAAUGGAUUUGAAGACAGAGCAUUGCCUCACUUUGCCCGCCAUGCCAAAGACCCAGCAGCUCGAGGUUUUGUGGAGAAUAGUUUCUACACUGGACUAACACCAACUGAAUUCUUCUUUCAUACAAUGGGUGGGCGUGAAGGUUUGGUGGAUACAGCUGUUAAAACAGCUGAAACAGGUUACAUGCAACGAAGAUUGGUCAAAUCCCUUGAAGAUUUGUGUUCUCAAUAUGAUUUAACUGUAAGAAAUUCCACUGGUGAAAUUGUCCAGUUCCUUUAUGGAGGGGAUGGUCUUGACCCAGCUUCCAUGGAAGGCAAAGAUCGGCCAGUUGAUUUCAAAAGAGUCUUGGAUCAUAUCAGAGCUGUCACAUCAUAUGAAUGUAGAGAUGAAGCAAGCCUCAGUUCAGCUGAAUUACAGGAAUUAGGUACUAAAUUAUUAAGCCUACCUCGAUUCAAAGAAGGCUUUGGAGAAGAUUUUCAGAAAGAAUUGCGUGACUUUUUGGUUGUUACUUGCAACCGCAUCAACAGUUCUUGGGAUACAUAUGGUAUAGAAUCAUUACAAAGAUCUGACAAGUCAGUAUUGUUUCAAUUGGAGAGAGUCAGCAAAACUCAGUUUGAAAGAUUCUUGGAAUGUUGUCGACAAAAAUACCUUCGAUCAAAAAUCGAACCUGGUACAGCCGUUGGUGCUGUCUGUGCUCAAAGUAUUGGAGAACCAGGAACACAAAUGACUUUGAAAACUUUUCAUUUUGCUGGUGUUGCUUCCAUGAACAUUACUCUUGGUGUGCCUCGUAUCAAAGAAAUCAUCAAUGCAACCAGGAACAUAAGCACACCAAUUAUCACAGCUCAGUUAGAUGUGGAUGAUGAUCCAGAAAUUGCUAGACGGGUCAAAGGUCGGAUUGAGAAAACCCUCCUUGGUGAGGUGUCAGAGUAUGUCGAAGAAGUUUAUUUGCCCGACGACUGUUUUCUACUUGUCAAGUUGGACCUCGAUAGAAUCAAACUGCUAAAGUUGGAGGUCAGUGUUGAUUCAAUUGUAAAUUCCAUUUGUAGUUCCAAAUUAAGGAUCAAAAACACUCAAGUUCAGAUUCACAGUGAUUCUGUGAUCACCAUAGCUCCACAGGAAACAUCCAAAAGUUCAAUGUAUUAUGUAAUGCAGCAACUGAAGAAAGAAAUACCUGAAGUGAUGAUAAAAGGAAUUCCAUCAGUGACCCGCGCUGUUAUUCAUCAAGAUGAAAAGAAAGCAAAUCAUUAUAAACUUCUAGUUGAAGGUGACAAUUUGAGAGCUGUCAUGGCUACACGAGGUGUCAAUGGAAGCUUAUCAUCUUCCAACAAUACAUGUGAAGUAGAAAAGACUUUAGGUAUUGAGGCUGCUCGCACUACAAUAAUUGAAGAGAUUGUCUACACCAUGGUCAACCAUGGCAUGAGUAUUGAUAUCCGACAUGUGAUGCUUCUUGCUGAUCUGAUGACUUGCAGAGGUGAAGUACUUGGUAUCACAAGAUUUGGAUUAAGCAAGAUGAAAGAAAGUGUCCUAAUGCUUGCUUCUUUUGAAAAAACUGCUGAUCAUCUAUUUGAAGCAGCUUUCCAUGGACAAAAAGAUGCCAUAACAGGAGUCAGUGAAUGUAUCAUUAUGGGAAUCCCGAUGAGUAUUGGAACUGGAAUAUUUAAACUACUUUACAGAGCCAGCCAUCCACCUACCCCUAUCAACCGAGCCCUUGUGUUUGAUCUGGAAGAACUACACACCCCAGAGUCACAGUUGUGACACACAAACUUGUAGAAUAAUUAUUUUCUGUUUUUUAAUAAAGCCUUUUUUACCUAAAAAAAACUUGAAAAUGCAAAUUUUUA